UAUCCUACCUCAGUACCAGGUAGUCAACUUCGUUGUUUCAUCUUCCUUCAACGAGGUCAUUUCCUCUGCCUCGUUAACUAUUACCAAUCCGAAAUCUUCAAACAGCUCAUCAGCUAUCAUACAUUGUCUAAAUACCCUGCAGGCAACGUUGGGUUGCUCUAUCCGAUUGCUUGACUUCCGUGGAUUACUCCCGAAAGUCUUUAAGCUCCCUCCUACCUAACUACUUGCAGACCUGAAUCCGUGCAGUAGCAUCCGAAAGAAACGGUGGCCCAGUACAGUUAAUGGCCUCGAAAUAAUAAUCAGCCCGUAACACCCUCCUAAUUUCAUGGAGGCCGUCGUCGAUCCUAGACUUGUCAAGCCGACUAUCUCGCAUCCCAUCGACCCUCGACAAACCUCUAUCAAGCAUGAGCUUGUAAUAAUACAGAAACAAGCUCCUCUAUCGCCCGACAUGCCUCGCCGAAAAGUCCCCAUUACCUUGACGUACCAAAAGAAUGGAACUGGCCCUCCCGUUUAUGUAGCGGGAUCCUUUUCAAACCCGCCAUGGCAGCCGCAAGAGAUGGACGUUUCUAUCGACCAACACGGAAUCCAUAUAUUUACGAAAAAUAUUAUGGUUGACGAUGGCUCCGAAAUCCAAUACAAAUUCCGAAUAGGCUCAGGAGAUUGGUGGGUCUUGGAUGACAACUCGGACACAGCCGUCGACGAGAAUGGGAACACAAACAAUAUCCUUAGAGUUUCCAUCAACUCUAUCCAAGAGGCAGAGGCCGAUACCAAGGCGCUAAAUCGUGUCAACUUGUUGAAGGGGUUGCCUACCAACAGUGGUAGGCAAACCCCUAACAUCGCGAAGACCGCCGCGGAGGUGGCUGACACGGCACGUAUCGUAGAUCCUGGGACACCCGAGCCGGAGCUAUCAGAUGCUGAAGCAGGCAGAAUUGGCAUCCGGCGACUAUCACACACCCCGAUUAACGAAGUUGCUCAGACGGCUAUGGAAGUUUCCAAGACCGCCGCAACGUUGGAUGCGGAUGAUAGCUGGCACUCGGACGACGAGACCGACGCCGAAGACGGUGAGUGCCCUGUGUUUUCGCACGAAUUCAUGGGACAGGCAUCCGACGCCAAGAACCGACGGGAAAGCAAGACUGCGUCGGACUUCGACGAUUCAGCUAUCGAUGUAGAGAACGUGGAUUUCGACGAUCCUCAAUUGGAGACGUUCCCAUCCAACAAUCGCGAGUCCAUUUUGGCUGCGGUGCGACGUAUCUCAACUAGCGUAGACGCUGAUCGCACUGUUGUUGAGGGGAUUCCACCUUCACCUGUCGUUCCGCUAUCCCAGCAGCCAAGUUCUGCAGAAAAUCCACCAAAAGACCAACAAAAUCUGCUGCCCGACGAUGCCACAAAGCAAGCUGGUUUGGUUCAGUCUAGUACUAGAAAUUCUCUGGGCUCCAUAGCGGAAGACGACGAGUCCCACAACGACAACGCAGACGAGGAGCCGGAGGAAGAAAUGUCCCCAUUCGUUCAGCAUCCUGGACCCUCGUGGGGCGCUGGGUCGGAAUGUGCAGCUAGCGUAGAUUCCAACGACGAGGGCAUCGCUAUGAGCGUCGAAUCUAAGCGAAGGGCCAAAAAGUCCGAAGACUGCUCUCCCCUGGAUUCCGCCCCAGUAACCCCACCCAGUACCAAGGUCUUAGAGGUCGCGGAAUCGAACUCCAACGAAUAUGCACCCGCACCCGCGUCCGAAGACGACUCGAAUGCUCCGACCGGCGCUGAUGAUCCACAUGCUGCUGAAGAAGCUUCUAAGAACGGUCCCACUAAUGUAGUACGUGGUACACCCACUGACACUCAUGUGAGCGACAGCUCUAAUACAACGAGCAUAAGCGAGGGGGAAGCCAAAUCGACGUCUAUCGACCCUAAUAAUGAAACUGGUCUGCGAAAGCGAACGGCUAACGAGCCAAUCGUGUCUUCGGCACCUGCCCAGGAUACGGAUCGGACCCCAAACUGGCUUGACAUCUGUUUACGAUUCGCACUUGUGAGAUGGAUCGGAGGUUUCGCCGGGUGGCUAUACCGUCGUAGAAACAGGGCGCUCAUGGCUGCCGGCACGGCUGUUAUCGUCGUUGGCGUCGGCUUGUUAUGGCAAAACCCCAUCAGCUUGUAAGGGACAUAUGGACAUAAAAAACGUGGCGAGGCUGGCGGAGAUCGUUCGAGAUAGGCUGCUUAAUAUUGGAUCUCCCUUCCUAACACCUAUAGUCUUAUCAACGGCCUCCGAAGGUAUAUCGGAUUAGAGCUUGGGUCGGCCCGUUGUGUAUAUUUUUACCUAGGUAUCUAAUAUGAAAAUGGUGUGAAGCGGUGUGCUGAGUGUCGUAAAUGAUGAUCUGGUGGUUGCAUAACACAUGUUUGCUAUGUCGGUCCGAGGUUAUUCUCACAUACUCAAUCCAUAAUUAUCUAUCCAUUGUUUAAGUGCUUGCACAAAUAGAAAAGCUGAAGUUGGC
Annulohypoxylon maeteangense is the source of this 2474-nucleotide messenger RNA. RefSeq lists its product as uncharacterized. Lineage: Eukaryota; Fungi; Ascomycota; Sordariomycetes; Xylariales; Hypoxylaceae. The transcript has 4 exons. The record is from RefSeq and is a predicted model, not a curated record. Bases 326 to 2140 code for a protein of 604 amino acids.